Messenger RNA from Cyprinodon variegatus (sheepshead minnow), 3635 nucleotides. RefSeq names its product cyclin and CBS domain divalent metal cation transport mediator 3 (gene cnnm3). The record is from RefSeq and is a predicted model, not a curated record. Gene Ontology annotation, molecular function: transmembrane transporter activity. The transcript is spliced from 11 exons. Gene Ontology annotation, biological process: transport; magnesium ion homeostasis. The coding region runs from base 145 to 2463 and encodes 772 amino acids. Gene Ontology annotation, cellular component: plasma membrane. NCBI's taxonomy places the organism in Eukaryota, Metazoa, Chordata, Actinopteri, Cyprinodontiformes, Cyprinodontidae.
UCUUCGUCUCCCGUGGCUGGGAACAAACAGACUGAAGGGGCGGAGCUUUAAAACAAAAACACUAAAGAUUCCAGCGCCAACAUGGCCGCCAUAUUAGCUGUUACCCUCUAAAGUCAAGCAUGUCCUGAGCCAACAUGGCCGACCAUGUUGCUCAGUUGCAGGGUGAAAGUGGGCGGGACCUAUGGGAGGCUGGGGGGGUCACAUGAUCCACACAGAGCCAAGCUGAGCAAAUCCAAUAUGGUGGCCAGCUUGGCAGGUCUACGGUUCCUGUUGAUGGUGUUGCUGCUCUGCGGGAUCAGGUUCGGCGCCUGCAGCGAAGAAGCUCCAACGGUCGUAGGGCUGCGACUGGAAGACCCCACCGGCUCGGUGUGGAUGAAGGGUCGGACCAUCUAUGCGCCGCAAGGAGCCACGUUCAAGCUUCGUCUGUUUGGGGCUAAUCUGAAUGGAAGCUGGCCGAGGGUCGGCUUCGCUUUGGGGGCCGGGGCAGCCGCGGGGGCGCUGGGUGAUGCCCCCGACCCGUGCGAAGACGAGUCCCGCCGCAAGAAAUCCGCCUUUAAGGUAGCGGAGUACCUGGAGCAGGAUGAGCAGCACAGCAGGCUGCUGAGGGUGGAGGUGGAGGGUGGAAGCAUCCCCGAGGGUUUGCAUCACCUGUGUCUGCAGAGCCACGGCGGCUGGGAGUCCGUGGGCUCCGACAGACUGGAGGUCAGCCCGGGGUUCCCGGCGGACAUCCCGCCGUGGGCUCUGGCUCUGCUUGUGGUGCUGAUGCUGGUGGUGUGCGGGCUGCUGAGGACCGUGAACCUCAGCCUGCUGUGGCUGGACCCCGCAGAGCUCUAUGUCCUCCACAGCUGCGGAUCCGAGGAGGAGAAACGAGCCGCUAAGCGCCUGGAGCCGAUCAGGAGGAGAGGGAACUUCCUGACGUGCUCGCUGCUGUUCCUCUGCGUCCUGGGUCACUCUUUCCUGGCGGUGCUCCUCUACUGGGCGCUGGACUCCAUCUUCUCGGCGGCGUUCACCAGCGGCUUUCUGAUCUUCUUCCUGGCUGAGCUGGCUCCUCACAUCCUGUGCUCCGGGUACGGCUUCCAGCUGGCGCCUGGACUCACCUGGCUGGCCCAGGUCUGCAUGGUGCUCACCUGUCCCCUGUCCUGCCCUCUGGGGCUCAUCCUGGACCUGGGCCUGGGGAGAGACAUCAGCACCUGUGGGAUACGAGAGAGGGCUAUGGAGAUGAUCCGCGCCAGCGUCAACGAUCCCUACAGUGAGUUUGUGAAGGAGGAGUUCAGCCGCGGGAUGCUGCGUACCAAGACGGUGGAGGACAUCCUGACUCCUCUGAAGGACUGCUUCAUGCUGCCCAGCUCGGCCGUCCUCGACUUCUCCACCAUGUCGGAGAUCAUGCAGAGCGGAUACACCCGGGUGCCCAUUUAUGAGGAGGAGAGGUCCAACAUCGUGGAAAUCCUUUAUGUGAAAGAUUUGGCGCUGGUGGACCCGGAGGACUGCACCCCCAUGACGACCAUCACCAAGUUCUACAACCACCCGCUGCACUUCGUCUUUAACGACACCAAGCUGGACGCCAUGCUGGAGGAGUUCAAGAAAGGUAACUCUCACAUGGCCAUCGUCCAGAAGGUGAACAACGAGGGGGAGGGGGACCCUUUCUACGAGGUGCUGGGACUGGUCACCUUAGAGGACGUCAUCGAGGAGGUCAUCAAGUCAGAGAUCCUGGACGAGUCUGACGGCUACUUGGACAGGAAGGUGAAGCGUCCGAUGCCUCCUCUGGAGAUCCCUCUGGAGCCGCGCGGCGCACACGAGGAGUUUUCCCUUUUCAAGCCUCCAGAGGGAGAACCCAAGAUCCGCACGUCGCCGCAGCUCCUGCUGGCCACGCACCGCUUCCUGUCUAGAGAAGUGGAGCACUUCAGUCCGGCUCGAGUCUCAGAGAAGGUGCUGUUCCACCUGCUCCGCCACCCCAGCGUCAACCAGGAGGUCCCCUUCGACCACAGCAACCGGCUGAGCCCCAGCCACUACCUGUACACCCGCAACCACCCGGUGGACUACUUCAUCCUCCUGCUGCAGGGCCGCGUCGAGGUGGAAAUUGGCAAAGAGGGCCUUAAGUUUGAGAACGGGGCUUUUACUUACUACGGCGUGUCUGCUCUGACGCUGCCCUCUUCAGUUCAUCAGUCUCCGGUGUCGAGCCAGCGGCAUUCUCCCAGGGAUCCUUUUGAGUCGACGGACGCCACCAGCCCCUCCAGCUACUGUCCAGACUACACGGUGCGAGCGCUCACUGACCUGCAGCUCAUACGGGUGACUCGUCUGCAGUACCUGAACGCUCUGAUGGCGUCGCGGUCGGGCCAGAGUCCAGAUCCUCCAGAGAUCAAGAUCCUGCCCAACAGUCAGACGAAGCUGCUCAAUGACAGAAACACCACGCCAGGUAGCAGCAGAGCGCAGGAGAGCUCGACAGAAGAGGAGGCUCAUGGGUAACACAGAGAACAUUUCAACCAUCUUGAUUUUUAUUAAUGAAUCUUCGUCAUUGGAUGGUAGUUAUUGGACCAGACUGGAGAAAGAGAGGUUUUUAUUUAAGUAGAUCCACUGCUCGCACUUCUCAUGUUCAUCUACAUUCCUUUAUGUGAUCCUAGUCAGUCAUUAUUUUAUACAUAUGUGUACAUAUGUCUGUAUAGAUGCAUAUAUAUAUAUAUAUAUAUAAACAGAGAGGGAGUGACAUGAGAAGAUGUGUGUACCUUGGGAUAAUUUAGUUUUCUGCAUUGAUUGGUUUCUUUAUGUGAUCUGAACUCUUUCAUUAAAAAGGACCCUUGUUUUAACAUUUAAUGCUGCAUAGCAACCAAAAAUAACACAGUUUGCUGGAAAAGUAAGUGAACUUAUGAGAUGGUAACUGUUUCAUCCAAUGAUGUUCUGGAGAAAAAGUCAACACCCUUCCUCUGCUUUCACCGGUCCUCAUCUACUGCGUCUGAUUCCUGAAGAAGAUGAUAUUCCGUUUCAGUAGACGAAGUUGUUCAUUGGGUACAUGGUAGACAUUUUACCUAGAGUUCAUGUUCCUGUGUAUUCCCAUGUAAACUUGUAGACGGGAUUCCCUCUCAUUCAGGCCGAGGGCCGCUGAAUGCUUUGAAAGAAGCAGAUUUAAAGCUGUGUUUUGUCUGAAUUGCAUCGGAAGACAAAAAUUAUGUGUCUGUCCUGUUAAAAACGCAAAAAUAUCCUAAUUUUAGAUUGGAUAAAUAAUAUCCAAAGAGGCUGCAGGUCAGAUUUUUGCUUCGACUGAACUCGUUCAAAGGAUGUCGGGUUAUCAACGCUAUUCCCGGGGUGAAUGGGGGUUAUUCAGGUGGUUAUAAACUCUGUCUUCCUUCAUAUUACACUAUGUCACAGUAUUUUUGUCUUCUCCGGAACUUUCCACGGUCAAACCUUUCCUGAGAUGUUGUCCAAUGUCAGUCAAAGUAACGGCUCCAUCCAGAAGCUUCCAGAGCUAAACCAAUAGGAAGGACUUCCUGUUUCCAUCUGCUCCACAAAACGACAGUCACCAUCAGUUUGCUUCAGGUUUAGUGCCUCCAGUUGCAUUUAUAUGAUUAUCUAAUAGCCAUCGCCAUCAAAGCAGGUCUUUGCAGUAUUAUUUUUUUUAUUACCAUGACGAUAAAUAUGAUAGC